Molecule: messenger RNA, 2067 nt
Organism: Drosophila subpulchrella
Lineage: Eukaryota; Metazoa; Arthropoda; Insecta; Diptera; Drosophilidae
Gene: spz4
Product: protein spaetzle 4
Exons: 3
Coding region: 19-1812 (597 amino acids)
Biological process (GO): innate immune response; central nervous system formation; regulation of Toll signaling pathway
Cellular component (GO): extracellular region
Molecular function (GO): growth factor activity; Toll binding
Source: RefSeq, a predicted model, not a curated record
AUCGAGUGAAAGUAAACAAUGGUGGGCAUGGGCACCCAAAUGGAUAGGCGAUCGCGGAUCACUAGACCAAUAACGGGCGAUGUCCUGUGGUGUCUACUGGUCAUCUUGGCGGUGGCUCUACCACUAGCCUCCGCGGGCUUUGGCUUCGACUCGGCCAAUUCGUGUAGUCCCAAUGGGAAGAUGUCGCGACGUGGUCGGGCCCAGAUGCUGGCGGCGAUUCCCUGUGACCUGGGUCAACAGGCCUUCUGCCAUUUGCCCGGAUCCGCUUAUCCGUGGCACGCCGUCCGGCGAUUCGUGCACGAGAACCAGGGCCUGAUGAAGCGCAUGUACGGCGAUGUGCGGCACAUUUCCAUUCUUCGAGAUGAGAUCCAGAACAAUGAGGUGGAUGCAGACGACAUGGAGGAGGCGGCGGAGCGCUACAGCAAGGAUGGGGGACGGCGCAGUGCCAAGUAUCUGAUGAACGGGAGGGAUCGUGAUCGCGAUGAUUUCGGGAGCUUUAAAAACAAUGACGUGCUCAUGGAACCGCAUUUUCGACCAGUUUCCACCAGUACAACGAGUACAACUAAGGCGACGACGACCACAGCUGAACCCGAAAUAAUUAGCAGCAGUACGGAUAAGACUCCCAGUGAGGUUACCAGCACAACGCCUGGAAACUCCACAAGUACUAUGAGUACUACUACGUAUGUUCCGCCAUCGCCCGAACAGCCUGAGGUAGAGGCGGAAAUUGUGGAGAUCCAACCCAGUCCAGAGUCGAACAGCGUCUACGAAGUGGUGCCCUCUUCAGCUCCAUCAACCACCUCCACUGCAAAACCUUCACCUGCUGGGGGCGAAAAUAUACAGAUCAUCGACUCACCGCAGCUGGGAUUGCGUAAUCUCAGCGGAGAGGCUAAGCCAUCCCAGGAACCAGCCACUGCCACAACUCCAAAGCCCACAUCGCUGCCCAAGAGCUCGGCAGCCUCGCCCAGCAGGAGAAGGAAGCCUGCAGAGACCACAACCACAGCAGCCACUCCAAAAACCUCCAGCUCCGUGUCGCCUCCGACCACAACAACAGCCACCUUGCUGACCCGUCGCAAUGCAACCAAGUACUCACCCGCAUCCGUGACCACGCCCGUCAGCUUCGCCUCGCUCUUCUCCGGCACCUCCAGUGGGCUCUUCAGUUCGGAAAAGCUGCGCAGGCCCCUAACCACCAGUAGUACAAGUCCACCUGCUCUUGCUCCUAUGCCACUUCCAGUGGCAGGAGGUUCACCAGCGGGAGCUACGGGAAGCGCCACCAAGUCGGGCCUGCUGAGGGAGGGUCAACUCUUCCAGGAUGCCAUGAAGCAGGAGCCCGUGGCAGUGGCCAGCAACUUGCGCGGAGUAAAUGCCUGUCCCGUCAAGGAUGAAGUAGUGGCUCCCUUCUGGGCAAACAACACCCGAGGCGAAGUGCUGGCCCUGCUCAAUCUGUAUCCCUUCGAGCAGUACGUCCACUGGGAGAAGUGCACCCACGAGUUCAAGCAGAUGUUCUGCCGGGACGGAUGCAGGUGCGAACAGCAGUACCGGCUGCACAGAUUGUUGGCCUACGAUCCGCACAACGAGUGCCGAGGGAUCUUCUCCGACUGGUUCCGCUUCCCGUCCAGCUGCAUCUGCAAGUGCUACAACAUCCCGAUGGAGUUCCGGGCCACCUCACGCAGUCCGAGAUCCGACAGCCGCUUCGAUGCUCCAAAAUCCGAUCCCAUCGAGGCUGCGGAGGCGGAGGUCCAGAGAGCCAUCUACGAACACGCCACGGAUGAGUGGUACCGCCCACGCGAUGAGUUCGACUUCUUGGAGGGGUAAUCCAUUCGCAAAACCACGGGAACAAUUGUACAGUAGUUUUAGAUUUUAUAGCAAUAAGAAACAGUACCUUUCUUCAAUCAGACUCCCCUUCCGUUUAAUAUAUCACAAACCCCCUUUUAAAAUCUCAUACCUUGAAAUGCCCAUUUACAAUCACCUUUCCCUCAUUCGAUCAAUGUUCCGACAGGCCCUAAAACAUACUACCUACCAAACUACUCUACCUUUCUUCAAUCCGACUCCCCUUUCAUAAUAAUAUAC